Molecule: messenger RNA, 1446 nt
Organism: Monoraphidium neglectum
Lineage: Eukaryota; Viridiplantae; Chlorophyta; Chlorophyceae; Sphaeropleales; Selenastraceae
Exons: 7
Coding region: 1-1446 (481 amino acids)
Biological process (GO): replication fork arrest; DNA replication checkpoint signaling; DNA damage response
Cellular component (GO): replication fork protection complex; nucleus
Molecular function (GO): DNA binding
Source: RefSeq, a predicted model, not a curated record
AUGUCCGAAGCCGAGGUGGCAGAGGAUUAUAUGGAGGAUAUUGGGGCUGAUCACGGGCGGGGAGCAAACACCAAGGGGGGGCCCAAGCGCGGCCGCGAAGGUAGUGACGCCGGUGCGGGCGGCGGUGAGGACCAGGGCGAGGGGGAGGGCGCCAAGCGCAAGAUCGUCCAGCGCAAGCGGGCCAAGCUCACGGUCGCCACGCUCAGGGUGCGUGACCUGCGGCGCCUGAUCGAGCUGUACCAGCGGUGGCAGCACCGCGUGUUCCCCCACGGCACCUUUGACCAGUUCCAGGCCUCCCUGGAGCGGCUCAGCAGCAGCGCAGAGCUCAGGGUUGAGCUCCGCAUGAUGCGCCAGGGCCUGGGCAAGAUGGUGGACCCACAGCUGGAGGAGCCACUGGCCCCGGAGGAGCAGUGGAGGCGCGCAACGGGCGCGGACGGCGGCGCGGGCGCGGGACAGGGCGCAGGGCCGGGGCCGGGCGCGGCCGCUGGCACUGCGGCGCCCGGCGGCGGUGCAGCUGCAGGUCAACCUGGGGGUGGGGGUCAGCCUGCUGACGACCUGGAUGACGACGAGCUGCUGGCCCUGCAGGCAGAGGAGCACUGGGAUGCUGCCAUGGAAGCCGUGCCAGAAGCCUUUGACGAGACACCCGGCCAGCCCCUCGCGGCUGCGGCGCCCCGGCCAGCCAACGGGGUUGCCGGUCCAACCUCAGCGGCUGCAGCGGCAGCAGCCCCAGCUUGUGGCAGUGGCGGCGGCGGCGACGAGGAUGGGGGGGAGGGCCUCGAGGACGAUGACGCGGGGCCGACUGUGGUGGCGCGGCGCAGCCAGCCAGCGGGCGGGCGGCGGCGGGCGCUUGCAGAUUGGAGCGACGACGACGACGAUGACGACGACUUUGAUGCAAUGCGCGCCACAGCGGCUCCGGCGUCGCCAUCCAACCAGCAGCAGCAGCAGCAGCAGCAGCAGAGGCAAGAGGAGCAGCAGGUCUCAGAGGGCAAAAGAGAGGCGGCCAGCCCCACCGGCGGACGAAGGGACGACAGCGCCACGGCAGCACCCGUGCCACCGUCGGCACCCCGUGCAUCGGUGUUCGUCGACGGUGAGCGGGAGCAGGAGGAGGCAGGCGCGGGAGACGCUGAUGUGGACGCCGCUGACGUGGACGAGGAUGCUAUGCUGCUGGAGAUCAUGGCGUCAGACAGUGACGAUGAGGGCGGCCGCGGGGGCGGCGGCAGCGGUGACCGUAAGGGCGGCGAGGCGAGGGACCGGCCGGGGGAGGCAUCUGACGGGGUCGAGAGAGAGCGGUCAGUUGGGGAAGAGGGGGGUGUUGAGGCCAGCGGCGGCAGGCAGGAGGGGUGCGGGGGCGAGUUGGGGUCUGAGGGCGGCGGGGCCGGCUUGCCUGAUGACAGCCUGCGGCUGGUGAUUGACACACAAGUAGGGGACAGCCGUGCCAUCAGCUGA